AUGUACACGUUCCAGGAGCUCCAGCUGGACAGUGAUUCCUUGUUAGUAACCAAUCGGAGUCUUGCAGAAGAGAGCCUUUCACAACGCCCUCACCUUCAAAACGGCAAGCUGCAGUUGGCUGCAAAGUACAAGGAACUGGCAAAACUGACCACUGCCUGCAGGGAAAAGCAAAGCCGACUUGAGGUCUUCACGGAGAAGCACAGCCCUCAGACUGCCCACAAUCUGCUCCAGGAGGAGGUUGCACGUGCCGAGGAACGGUCUGAGGAGUUGCUGGAGAAGUUCAUGGAGGGCCACGUGCCCCUGGAGGAAUUCCUUGAUUCUUUUCAAAGCCACAGGAAGACGUACCAUAUCCGCCGCGCUCAAGCCGAGAAGCUCCAGGAGCUCAACAGACCCGACAGGAAAGCGAAGAAACAGGAGGAGGAGCUGAAGAGGGAGGAGGAACAUAAGGAAUCCCGGCCAAACGGCAUCAGCGCACACGGCCCUCCUCGUGUCUUCCAGCUCAGAUACGGUCUGACCCCGGCCAUCCUGCUUCCGCUUUCCUCUUCCUCCGCUUCGGUCCUACCUUCUCUGGACUCACGCUCAGGCCAGCUGCAGGUUUCAGGGCCUUGUGCCCGUCACUCGUGCCCCAGGCAGCCCGUCGGCCUGAGAGUAAUAGGACAGUUACCCGGGUGGCCGGUGAGACCGGUCCGACUGCAGCAGCUGUACAGGCCCAGUCCCCAUCAGCCCGAACCUCCGUGUCGAUAACGCUCGGCAUCGUGAGUUCGGCAUGAAAGCGAAGUUACGCAAAGACCACGUGAAGCCUUCAUCGAGACCAUAUGUAAAAAUGAUGCUGCCAUGAAAUCAAACAUUCAUGUACCCAAAAAGGGAGGAGAGCGGAAAGCCAUAAAGUAUUUGUUAAUGUCGCUUGUCAUUGUUGCUUGUUCGUUUAACUUCGUUCUGUUUCGUAUUUGUGUGGGUUUAGUCAGGACGUGGCAGGAGUUUAGCUGCUGUUUGUAUGAGGGAAGUGCCCUGUUUCUUAAGACACUGCUUUUUGACUGGAAGGUCUUUUGGGCGACUGAGGAACUUGUAAAAUAGCCCCUUUUUGUAAUGUUAUGGGUGUUCAAUAAAGUCUAAU
This is a messenger RNA of Sinocyclocheilus anshuiensis, 1114 nucleotides long. Its product is annotated as vacuolar protein sorting-associated protein 37D-like. Gene Ontology annotation, biological process: ubiquitin-dependent protein catabolic process via the multivesicular body sorting pathway; protein targeting to vacuole; protein targeting to membrane. The transcript has 4 exons. NCBI's taxonomy places the organism in Eukaryota, Metazoa, Chordata, Actinopteri, Cypriniformes, Cyprinidae. Bases 1 to 744 code for a protein of 247 amino acids. Gene Ontology annotation, cellular component: ESCRT I complex. The record is from RefSeq and is a predicted model, not a curated record.